CAAAAGACAUUGAUGAAGAUAUUUUCUCUGGAGUCUCCUUCCUCUCUAACCCGUCUCUCCCGAUGUGAACCGAGCGACUCACAAGCCACCGAAGCCACCAACCCACCAUGUCGCGCCGCAAGCAAGGCAAACCCCAGCACUUAAGCAAACGGGAAUUUUCACCCGAACCUCUUGAAGCCAUUCUCACUGAUGACGAACCUGAACAUGGCACAUUGGGAGCUCCGGAAGGGGACCACGACCUCCUCACUUGUGGCCAGUGUCAGAUGAACUUUCCGUUGGGGGACAUUCUUAUUUUUAUUGAGCACAAACGGAAACAAUGCAAUGGCAGUCUCUGCCUAGAGAAGGCUGUGGAUAAGCCACCUUCACCCUCACCAAGUGAGCUGAAAAAAGCAUCCAAUCCCGUGGAGGUUGGCAUCCAGGUUACACCAGAGGAUGACGAUUGUUUAUCAACGUCAUCUAGAGGAAUUUGCCCUAAACAGGAACAUAUAGCAGGUAAAGAUGAGCCCAGCAGCUACACGUGUACGACUUGUAAACAGCCUUUCAACAGCGCCUGGUUCCUCUUGCAGCACGCACAGAACACACACGGCUUACGGAUCUACCUAGAAAGUGAGCACGGCAGCCCCCUGACGCCACGGGUUGGUAUCCCAACAGGACUAGGUGCAGAGUGCCCUUCCCAGCCACCUCUCCACGGGAUUCACAUUGCAGACAAUAACCCUUUUAACCUGCUCAGAAUACCUGGCUCGGUCUCGAGGGAGGCAUCGGGGCUGGGAGAAGGGCGUUUCCCACCCACGCCGCCCCUCUUUAGCCCUCCCCCGAGGCACCAUUUGGAUCCGCAUCGCAUUGAGCGCCUGGGUGCGGAAGAAAUGGCUCUGGCCACCCAUCACCCUAGUGCCUUUGAUAGGGUGCUGCGACUGAACCCCAUGGCGAUGGAGCCCCCCGCUAUGGAUUUCUCCCGGAGGCUGCGGGAGCUGGCCGGCAACACCUCCAGCCCACCCUUAUCCCCAAGCCGGCCCAGCCCUAUGCAAAGGUUGCUGCAGCCCUUCCAGCCUGGCAGCAAGCCCCCGUUCUUGGCCACGCCACCCCUCCCUCCUCUGCAAUCUGCUCCUCCUCCCUCCCAGCCCCCCAUGAAGUCCAAGUCCUGCGAGUUCUGUGGGAAGACCUUCAAGUUUCAGAGCAACCUGGUGGUCCACCGCCGGAGCCACACGGGGGAGAAGCCCUACAAGUGCAACCUCUGCGACCACGCCUGUACACAGGCCAGCAAGCUGAAGCGCCACAUGAAGACCCACAUGCACAAGUCCUCCCCCAUGACAGUGAAGUCAGACGAUGGGCUCUCCACCGCCAGCUCCCCUGAGCCGGGCACCAGUGACCUGGUGGGCAGCGCCAGCAGCGCCCUCAAGUCCGUGGUGGCCAAGUUCAAAAGCGAGAAUGACCCCAACAUGAUCCCUGAGAACGGGGAUGAGGAAGAGGAGGAGGAGGAGGAGGAAGAGGAGGAGGAGGAGGAGGAAGAGGAGGAGGACUUGAACGAGAGCGACAGGCCGGACUAUGGCUUCGGGAUGAGCCUUGAGGCGGCCCGUCACCACGAGAACAACUCGCGGGCUGGCGAGGAGGGCCGGGCGAUGCCAGAUGUCAUGCAGGGCAUGGUCUUGAGCUCCAUGCAGCACUUCAGUGAGGCCUUCCACCAGGUCCUGGGGGAAAAACACAAGCGGGGCCACCUCCCCGAGCCCGAGGUGCACAGGGACACUUGCGACGAAGACUCAGUGGCCGGUGAGUCCGACCGUAUCGACGAGGGGGCCGUCAACGGCCGGGGCUGCUCCCCGGGGGAGUCUGCCUCAGGAGGCCUGUCCAAAAAGCUGCUGCUGGGUAGCCCCAGCUCCCUGAGCCCCUUCUCCAAACGCAUCAAGCUGGAGAAGGAGUUCGACCUACCGGCCGCCGCCAUGCCCAACACCGAGAACGUUUACUCCCAGUGGCUGGCGGGCUACGCCGCCUCCCGGCAGCUGAAGGACCCCUUCCUCAGCUUCGGCGACUCCCGACAAUCGCCCUUCGCCUCCUCCUCUGAGCACUCCUCGGAGAACGGCAGCCUGCGCUUCUCCACGCCGCCGGGCGAGCUGGACGGAGGGAUCUCAGGCCGCAGCGGCACGGGAAGCGGAGGGAGCACCCCCCAUAUUAGUGGCCCGGGCCCUGGCAGGCCCAGCUCAAAAGAGGGCAGACGCAGCGACACUUGUGAGUACUGUGGGAAGGUCUUCAAGAACUGUAGUAAUCUCACCGUCCACAGACGGAGCCACACGGGCGAGAGGCCGUAUAAGUGUGAGCUUUGCAACUACGCCUGCGCCCAGAGUAGCAAGCUCACCCGGCACAUGAAAACACACGGGCAGGUGGGAAAGGACGUUUACAAAUGCGAGAUUUGUAAGAUGCCUUUUAGCGUGUACAGUACCCUGGAGAAACACAUGAAAAAAUGGCACAGUGAUCGAGUCUUGAAUAACGAGAUAAAGAAGCUAAGGAUAUUUGGAAAGUGCUUGUCACCAGCACACCCUGUUUAUUUUCUUUUUGUUCUCACCGUUUGAAUGCAUGAUCUGUAUCGGGGCAAUACUAUUGCAUUUUACGCAAACUUUGAGCCUUUCUCUUGUGCAAUAAUUUACAUGUUGUGUAUGUUGGGUUUUUUUUUUUUUGGGUUGUUUUUUUUUUUUGUUUUUGUUGAUUUUAUUUUUUUAAUUUCUUUUUUUUUUUUUUUAAUUUUUGGAUUAGACAGCAUGUAUGGUAUGUUAUGGCUGUUUUUAAAUUGUCCCUGAUUAGUUGCUGAGCAAACACGUCGCUGUUUCCAAUUCCGUUCGGGAAAAAAAAAAAAGGAAAAGAAAAAAAAAAAGAGGAGAGGAGGAGGAGGAAAAAAAAAAGGAAAAGUGAAACAAAACCAAACCCGAGAGCAAACAAAACCGACAUGCUGCAUACAUCCUGUAAUACAUAUCAUGUACAGUUUUGUUUUGUGACGUGCAAAGGAAAACUCGCUGUGGGUGACCCUCUGCGGACAGGACUGAUAGCACUGAAGAAGCAUUGUGUUAGCCUAGAUUGCUGUCUUAAACCAAUAAACCCACGAUUGGAGACAGAGUUCCCAUUGGGAACACUAAAAAAGGCCUUUAAUUGGGAAUAACCAACCGCCACCAGUCAGGAGGAGGUAGAUUUCUCUUAGCAUUUGAUUUCAAACACACCCACCCACACACACAAAUCAUUAUUAUUAUUAAUAAUAAUAAUAAUAAUAAUAAUAAUAAUAAUAAUAAUAAUAGUGCCUUGGGUCUGUCACGGCUGAUGCCAAUGGCUCCUUUCUGCUCGACCUCCACACGUAGCUCGUCGCCACCUCGGCCGCGCUGGGAGCCACCACGUGCCCUUCACAACACCGGCCACCUAGGAAUGAAGAGGGAAGAGGAAACUAAGGAAGAGAAAGAAGUGACCCGCUCAGUCCUAGUUAAUCAUCAUUCUCCUCUACCUUUUAUUGUUAUUAUUAAUUAUUAUUACUAUUAUUUUUAAAAAACUGAUCAUACCAGUCUAAAAACCUGCUUGGCUCGUGGAGAGAGCUUAAAACGAGAUGUAGAACCUUCCUCCCACCCACCCUGCCCCAGACUUUUAUUCCCCCUCCCCAUCAAUGAUUAAAUAGAAUGUGAAACACACAGAGGCCCUUCAACACCAUUAAACACACAAUAAAGGAAAUCCGUUUUAUGAAGAUAUUUACUUGUAAUAAUAUCUUUUAUUGAUUCUGGCACCAAAACAAAUAAAUCCAGCCACUUGGUUGUCAAGCUGACAAUCAAAUUAUAAACUUUAAGACCUCGUGUAUACCGUAUAAAAAAUAAAAUAAAGACUGGCAAUAAUAUUUUACCGAGUGUAACAGAUAGAGGAGCAAAAAAAUAAAUAAAUUGUGAUUUAUUAGCACAGUGUGGUACUGUUUGCCAUUUAAAACUAGAACAGGUGUAUAAGCUAAUAUCAACACAGUGGUGAUUAACUAUGAACUCUUUUAAGACUUGCCUUUAAUGUGAUGCUUUGGAAGAAGUAACAGGAAAUUAAAAAAAAAAAAGAAAAAGGAAGAAAAAAGGCAAAAGAGUAGCAGUAUCUGUUUGUGCUCCCUAAAAGUUUUCCUUAAUUUUUUUUUUUUCUCCCAUCCUCUGUGUGCUAUUUGUGUUGACGUGGAAGAGGAUUCCUUGUUUUAUUCCUAAGCUAGCACCUGCCCCGAUGGUGUUCAAAUAGCACUUGACUCUGCCUGUGAUGUCUGUAUCUUUUCUUUAAUCAAAGGUACAGAGGUUGAGUAUAAAAUAAGACUGCUCAGAUAGGACAAUUAAGUGCACUGUACAAUUUUCCCAGUUUACAGGUCUAUACUUUAAGGGAAAAGUUGCAAGAAAGCUGAAAAGAAAAAAAAAUGAAAAAAAGAAAAUUCAACACACAUUGAUGAGCAUAAAAAAAAAAAACAACCCACAAACCCACAAAACCCCACAAACUUUGCCAGCCAUAUACUUGACUAAUGAGCUUAUCUUCUCGGACGCGACAUUACAGCGCUGUGAAUGGAAACAGACUCUACACUCACAUAAAAUGAAUGAUUGCUUUCACUCCUACAGUGCAAGGAUUUUUUUUUUUUUUGUACAAAAAAAAGGAUUUUAAAAAAACAAACGCCACAAAACCUUUUUUUAAAUAUAAAUGUUAAGAAAAAUUUUUUAAGGAAGAAAAAGAAAAAAAAACACAACACUUCAUUAUGUUUAGGGGGAAACUGUAUUUUAGGGUUCAUUGUCUUGGUGGUGUACAAGACUCGUUACUCAUUUUAAAAUGAUAGUGGAAAUUCUAUGCCUUGGAUAUACACAGCUCUUCAGGUUGUAUAAAAACAUGCAUUGGGGAAAGGUUUUAAGAUUAUAUAGUACUUAAAUAUAGGAAAAUGCACACUCAUGUUGAUUCCUAUGCUAAAACACAUUUAUGGUCUCUUUUUUCUGUAUUUCUAGAAUGGUAUUUGAAUUAAAUGUUCAUCUAGUGUAGGCACUAUAGUAUUUAUAUUGAAGCUUGUAUUUUUAACUGUUGCUUGUUCUCUCAAAAGGUAUCGAUGUACCUUUUUUGGUAGUGGAAAAAAAAAACCACAGGCUGCCACAGUAUAUUUUUUUAAUUUGGCAGGAUAAUAUAGUGCAAAUUAUUUGUAUGUUUCAAAAAAAAGAAAAAAGACAAAAAGACAAAAAAGGUGUGACAUUGUACGGAUCCGAGGCCAUAUAAUGGCCCUUUGGGGGAAGCCUGUUCUGAUGUCACACUGCUGGCCGUCACAGAGGGGUGUACAUAUCUUUUUUCGUUCUUUUUUCCUGCUGCCAUACUGUAUGCAGUACUGCAAGCUAAUAACGUUGGUUUGUUAUGUAGUGUGCUUUAUGUCCCUUUCCUUCUAUCACCCGACAUUCCAGCAUCUUAACUUCAUAUGCAGUAAAAGAAAAGAAAAGAAAAGAAAAGAAAAGAAAAGAAAAGAAAAGAA
Messenger RNA from Vidua macroura (Pin-tailed whydah), 5476 nucleotides. RefSeq names its product BCL11 transcription factor A (gene BCL11A). The transcript has 4 exons. The record is from RefSeq and is a predicted model, not a curated record. The coding region runs from base 108 to 2561 and encodes 817 amino acids. Gene Ontology annotation, biological process: regulation of transcription by RNA polymerase II; negative regulation of dendrite development. Gene Ontology annotation, molecular function: RNA polymerase II cis-regulatory region sequence-specific DNA binding; DNA-binding transcription factor activity. Gene Ontology annotation, cellular component: nucleus. Lineage: Eukaryota; Metazoa; Chordata; Aves; Passeriformes; Viduidae.